CGGUUGCAUGCAUUUUCUGCUGAUGAUGACAACGAUGAUGAUGACAGCGAUGGCGGCCAGAGGAAGAAUAGCACUGCUGCUACCUGCGGCGAUGCGCAGCGCGCUGCAGGCGAUGGGCCGGGGCGCCCGCGUUGGUGGUGGUAGAGCGCUAUGGACAGACACACAGACAUGUCCCGUGCUGCGAAGGUCAGGCCUCAGAGCAUGGCACAGCUCCAGCACCAGCACCAGCAGCAUCAACACACGCGUGUUUUCAAUCGGCCGUGGUCUCCAUGGCCGCACGCUUCCCCGUGCACACAGCACAAUGCAACAGAGCCUCACACCGCACGUGUGGCGACGUGCGUUGUCGUUGACGAGCAAUCGAGGUGCUGCUGCUGCUGCUGGUGGUGGUGGUGGUGCUGCUGCUGCUGCGAGGUUUGCGUGCCACACACGACCUGCCACGCGGGCGCAGCUUGCGGUCCGACUUGUUGCAGCAGCGGUGCCGAUCAAGGCAGGCAUGACAUAUUCAACCCACGCUGCGCAUGGCAGCAAGUCAGGCACGUCCACGGCCGUGGCACGACGCAAAGCCAACAGCCUAGACGAGGCACUGCGUGAAUUGAGCGUACAAUCACGCAUCGUGCGCGGCCUGCGUGUCCUUCGACGAAUCAUCCGCCACCUGCUUCUCUUUACGCCGGUUGUACUGGCGCUUCCCAUUGCGUAUGCGCUAUCCUUCAUGUCGCACCACUUUAUUGACAUCUGGUGGGAGUGGGUCCUGUGGACUGUCCAGGUGUCCGGCCCGGCGUUUAUCAAGUUUGUGCAGUGGGCAAGUUCCCGCCGCGAUCUGUUUGAUAAGCAGAUAUGCGACCGCUUUGCACAGCUCCACGCCUCUGUCAGGAAGCACCCCUUUGAGGAAACAAAGAAGACGCUGACUGCCGCCUUUGGCGACGGGUGGGACGAGUAUCUCGAUGUCAACGGCUCUCCCGUCGGGUCAGGAUGCGUUGCUCAGGUGUACCGCGCGACGCUGACGGCCAACGGAGAGCAGCACGACGUCGCAGUAAAGGUCAUCCACCCGUACGUGCAGCGGCUCGUGCUUGACGACAUUGAGGUACUGCGCUUUAUCGCGUGGGCGCUGGAACUCAUUCCCGCCCUCAAGUGGACAAGCGCCGUCGACAGUGUGGAGGAGUACAGCAAGCUGAUGAUCACGCAGCUGGACCUGCGGAACGAAGCACGAAACAUGCUCCGGUUCUACGACAACUUCAAACGUGUGCACGACGUGACAGUUCCUCUCGUCCUGCCGGAAUUCGUGUCCGAAAAUGUUCUCAUCGAAACAUACGAGGAGGGCACGCCAAUCAGCUCGAUGUUUGAGGCUGACAUGCCAAUCCGGCGGCGGCUGGCGCGGCGGUGCGUGGAGCACUUCUUCCGCAUGAUGUUCGACCACAACUUUGUGCACGGUGAUCUCCAUCCAGGAAACCUCCGCGUCAAGGGCGUCGAUGACACAGGCGAGCCGACAGGAGAAGACCUGCAGAUUCUGCUGCUUGAUGGCGGCAUCGCAACGGAGCUCUCAUAUCGGGACCGGGUGAACUUUGUUGAUCUGUUCUCUGCGAUCAUUCAACGCAACGGGCGUGAGGCCGGCCAGCUCAUGCUCGAGCGAACGCGACUGCACGACUGCCCGGACCCGGAGGGUUUUGUGGACGCCAUUGACGAUCUCAUUCGCACUGCCGUUGACAAGGGCAUUAGUCUUCGUCGCGUUCGCAUCGGCGAAUUGCUGCAACGCGUCCUCUCUCUCAUGUGCACAUACAGAGUCAAGAUUGAGAGCAACUUCACGUCAAUCAUGAUUGGCAUUAUGGUUGCUGAGGGCGUUGGCCGCUCGCUGGACCCAGAGGUCGACCUGAUGAAGAUUGCCGGACCAAUUCUCCUGCGAGAGAAGGCGAAGAUUGCGUUUCUCUCCGCGCCGCCAGACGCAGACGAGUAGCACACGCGUGGUGGUGGUGGUGGUGUGAUUGUCUGUGUGUGUUCAUGCAACAGGGCUGAUUGCGUGCUGUACAAACUGUGUGUUGGUUGUGGUGGUGUUGUUUGCUGUUUGGUUCGAGUUAGAUCGACAUUGUGGUGGUUCUUUAUGCUCUUUUCUCUGCAAGCAAGCAUCCAUUAAACAUAGACCGAACACACCCACGCGCAACUCAGGCAUCAGACAUGCUGCUGUGAUGUGUGAUUGUAUUGCUUGCACUCCUGUGAUCAUAUGCUGGGCAACCUGCC
This is a messenger RNA of Salpingoeca rosetta, 2229 nucleotides long. Its product is annotated as atypical/ABC1/ABC1-C protein kinase. Gene Ontology annotation, molecular function: ATP binding; protein kinase activity. The coding region runs from base 8 to 1948 and encodes 646 amino acids. NCBI's taxonomy places the organism in Eukaryota, Choanoflagellata, Craspedida, Salpingoecidae. Gene Ontology annotation, cellular component: mitochondrion. The record is from RefSeq and is a predicted model, not a curated record. The transcript is spliced from 16 exons. Gene Ontology annotation, biological process: protein phosphorylation.